AUGCUGUCGCUGCUAGACGUCCGCGACGACCGUCGAUCCCGAUCCAAAUCUCCGGGUGGGCGCGACAGGGACCGGUCGAGAUCCCACUCACGCGACAACCGCGGCUCAGCCGACCCAAGGGAGUCGAGACGGCACAGCAAGAAAUACGCCGACCCUGAAUCCGAGUCCGAGUCCGAGCCCGAUCGCAGAUACAAGGAAAAGAAGUCGAGCAAGAAGUAUUACGAAGCGGAUGAGGACGAUAGCCGGCGCAGACAGGCUAAGAGUUCGAAGAAACAUGCGGACGAUAGUGACGAGGAUGCUAGAUACAGGGCCUACAAGGUAGGAGUGGAGCCUAGUAGACGCGAUGUGUCUGUCUCGGACAGCGAUGCCGGGAGAUAUGGGAGGUCCAAGAAGAAAUCCGACAGCGAUUCCGACCGGCGGCGCGAGAAAACCAGCAGGAAGCCCUACGCCCCCUCGGGAGACAGUGCAUCGGAGGAUGACCGGCGCAGAUCCCACAAGGGUCGGAGCUCGUACGGUUAUGCUGAGAGCCGACCUCAGGAGAUUCGUCCCUCUAGCUAUGUUGCACCUGAUCCUCGGUAUGCGCAAGCAGCCGCUCCGGCUGGAUCGAGGUAUGCCGAGCUGGACCGGUACCAGUAUGCACAGCUAGGCAAUGAAGCCUCUUACAGACACACCGAGAGCUCCAAGAGCGUCCCGGCUCAGUAUGCGGAACGGAGACCAGAGUACGAGCGGUCGAGGCCGUCCAAGGACAGUGAUCACAGCAGAGACAGUUACGCGACCCGCGAGCCCAAGGACAAACGAUAUUACGAGGACAAGUACGAGACACGAGAACCCAAAGGAAGGAAAUACUACGACGACACUUAUGAAUCACGAGACAAGAAAUAUCGCGAGGACAAGUAUGGCUCCUCGCCUGAGAACGUCACCAAGAGAAUGUCCGCGUUGGCCGUCGGCGGAGCUACUCUGGGAGCUGCCACAUUGGGGGUGGCAGGGCAUAAUUCUCACAACGGCGGAAGACCGCCUGCUUCGCCAUUGCUAGAGGCGUAUACGGGCACCUAUCAGUCCGUGUCACCCAUGCCGUCGCCAUUGGCUUUGGCCAAGCACAAGAACGAUUCCGAUCUGUCUGAUCUAGAAUUGGACCUGGAUGAUGAUGAUGACUCCCGCGCGGACAUUAGGCGCAACAUCCGGCAGCUGGAGAAGGAAAAGGAGAUGCUCAGUAAAGACCAGAAAAGGAGCAGUGCGCAGGAAGUACGGCCGCGCGGGCUCUCUAGCCUCGAGACGACGACGAGUUUUGAAAUCCGCGAGCCAGGCGGUAAGCGAGAGCGCGCCAGCUCCAACGUGAGCGUCUUGUCUACCGCAGGCGGUGGCAACGGCGGCAACGGCAGCGGGAGGAAGAAGACCGUGUCAUUCUACGACCCGACCGACGACGCAAUGCGCAUCGCUGCGGCACUGUCCGGCACGCGCAACGCCCCCGAUCCCCGACCAUUGAUCCAAAUCCUCCCGUACCUGUCGUCCGACGACCUCUUGGCCCUGCGGGCCGAGUACAAGAACUACGCCAAAGUCGGCGGGCAAGGGAUCAACAUCGCGAAGCAUAUCAAGAUGCGAGUGCCGGGGAAUCUGGGCAAAGCAGCGUAUGCGACGGCGCUGGGCCGGUGGGAGAGCGAAGCGUACUGGGCCAACUCGUGGUACCAAGGCGGGGCGUCGCGGCGGGAGCUGCUGAUCGAGAGCCUGAUGGGGCGGACGAACAGUGACAUCCGCGAGAUCAAGAACUGCUUCAAGGACAAGAAGUACAGCGACGACCUGGAGAAGUGCAUGCGCACCGAGCUAAAGGCGGACAAGUUCCGGGGCGCCAUUCUGCUGGCGCUCGAGGAGCGGCGCAUGCCCGAGUCGACGCCGCUCGACAUCCGGCUGAUCCGCGACGACGUGCAGCAGCUGGCGCGCGCGCUCGACUCGUCCGGCGGCGAGAGCGACAUGAUCAAGAUCAUCGUGGUGCGCAGCGACGCGCACCUGCGCGAAGUCUUGCGCAUGUUCGAGCGCACGUACCGCGUCAACUUUGCCCGGCAGAUGAUCUCCAAGUCGCGCAACCUGGUGGGCGAGACGCUCGCCCACGUGCUCAACGGCGCCCUCAACCGGCCCAUGCGCGACGCCAUUCUGCUGCACCAGGCCAUCAGCGAGACCGCGCCCGGUAAGGAGCGCACCGAGCUCCUGAUCUCGCGGCUGGUUCGGCUGCACUGGGAGCCGAAGCACCUGGAGAAAGUCAAGGCCGUCUUCAUCGAUCGCUACAACCGUCCCGUCGAGGAGGCCAUCUCGCGCGAUGUCUGGGCCCACAUGAAGACCCCCGAGGGCCGCCUCUGCGCCGAGUUUUGCGUCGCCUUGGUCCAGAGCAGUGUGCCUGAUCGGGCCAGGUCAUGA
Capronia epimyces CBS 606.96 is the source of this 2406-nucleotide messenger RNA. RefSeq lists its product as uncharacterized. Bases 1 to 2406 code for a protein of 801 amino acids. The transcript has a single exon. The record is from RefSeq and is a predicted model, not a curated record. Gene Ontology annotation, cellular component: cytoplasm. NCBI's taxonomy places the organism in Eukaryota, Fungi, Ascomycota, Eurotiomycetes, Chaetothyriales, Herpotrichiellaceae. Gene Ontology annotation, molecular function: calcium ion binding; calcium-dependent phospholipid binding.